Molecule: messenger RNA, 2392 nt
Organism: Nannospalax galili (Upper Galilee mountains blind mole rat)
Lineage: Eukaryota; Metazoa; Chordata; Mammalia; Rodentia; Spalacidae
Gene: Ccdc138
Product: coiled-coil domain containing 138
Exons: 16
Coding region: 166-2097 (643 amino acids)
Source: RefSeq, a predicted model, not a curated record
UGCGUGGGUGGCUGUGAGCGCGUUUCCCGGGGUGACCGCCGGCAGCGGCUGGCCUUGGAGCCGAGGUUGGUCAAGCCGCCGGGGCAGGACUUCAUAGCGGAGCGUCUCAAAAGCCGCUGCGGAUUGGCGUGCAGCUGCCCCGUGGAGGAAUACGACAGGAGUGAUAUGUGGGCUGCUUUGACGAAUCAACAGCAUGAGUUUUCACAUUUUGAUGAGGCUAAAUAUAAGAGAAAAUUUCAAACCUCCCCAGAUGAUUUGGAUAGCUAUUGCUCAGGAGAUAAAGUUGUUUCAUCAUUAGGUUGUUAUUCUGAUGAAAGAAAGCAUCAUACAACACCUUUCUACAGUUUGUUCAAACACUUAAAUGUGAAUUGCCUAGAUGAUGCACUGGAUUCUUUUCAUGAUUUAAAGAAACUGGAAACAGAAGAAUUAAUUGAGAACGAUCAUAGAUAUGGUGCCUCCAGAAUAACAAAGCAAUCUUUUAAAGACAUAGAAAAAGAUGUCCUGCCAACUAAUGUGGCCUCAUCAAGACUCCAGACUGAAUGCUGCAGUGAUUCCAAUGACUCUCUUUUGAAACAUGCCAUCUCUCCAAAGUCUAAAGUGUCAGAUAAGCAGAGCUUACUUCUACUUCAGAUAAAUCAAAUAUAUGAUGAAUUAUUUCAUAUACAUAUGAAACUGCAGAGUGAAACUGCAGCACAACAGAAGUUUGCUGAAGAACUUCAAAAACGAGAAUGUUUUUUAGUAGAAAGAGAGCAGCUACUUUCCAGACAUGAAAAUGCCUUGAACAAAAUUAAAGGUGUUGAAGAAGAGGUUAUGACAAGAUUUCAAAUUUUAAAGGAGCAACAUAAUGCAGAAGUUAAACACUUAACUGAAACUAUUAAGGAAAAGAAUAAAGAAAGCAAGAGAAUAAGGUCCUCUUUUGAUACCCUGAAAGAACUGAAUGAUAAUUUAAGAAAACAGCUAAAUGAAGUAAGUGAAGAAAACAGGAAGUUGGAGAUUCAGGCUAAAAGAGUUCAAGCUCGUUUAGAUAACUUACAGAGGAAGCAUGAGUUUAUGACAAUACAGAGAUUGAAAGGAAAUUCCCAUGCUGUUCCUGAAAUGAAAAGUUUGAAACAGGAAAAAGUAUCAGUUUCAAAAACUUUAAAGGUGCCACUUAAUGGACAAGUAUAUGAGCUAUUAAUUGUUUUCAUGGACUGGAUAUCAGACUAUCACCUUAGCAAAGUGAAACAUGAAGAGUCUGGUAUGGAUGGUGAAAAGCCACUGUUGAGAUCUUCUCAGAGAAAUGAAAUUCAAGAGAAGUGUGUAAAGCUUUUGCCUAUGAUGACAGAGCAGCUGCAGUGGAUGCCAUUUGUGAAUGCCAAACUUCAUGAGCCUUUUAUAAAGUUUAUAUAUUGGUCCCUAAGGCAGCUUGAUGCUGGAGCACAGCAUUCAACUUUGACAUCAACGUUGAGGAGACUGGGAGAAGAUGUAUUUAAAGGAGUGGUGAUUAAAGGGACUCAAGAGAUUUCAUUAGAGCAUUCUGUGGAGAAUAAACCAAAGUCAGCUGCGUUCUUCAAGAGCUCCAACUUGUCACUGAGAUUUUUAUCAACCUUAAUUGUUCUCAAAACAGUCACUCAAGCUGAUUACUUGGCUCAAGCAUUUGAUUCUCUUUGUUUGGACUUGAAGACAGAUGAAGGAAAAACCUUGUUUUUGGAGUAUCAAGCUGUUCCAGUAAUCCUAGGUCACCUGAGAAUAUCCAGCAAAGGGCUCCUGUCCAAUGUCAUUGAUAGUUUGCUUCAGAUGACAGUAGAAUCAAAAUCGUUGCAGCCUUUCCUGGAAGCCUGCAGCAACUCUUUAUUUUUCCGUACUUGUUCUGUGCUGCUUCGAACCCCUAAACUUGAUCUUCAUAUCCUAGAAAAGCUCAGUAUUAUCCUACAGAAACUUUCCAAAAUCAAGAGUAAUAAGAAGCUGUUUGAAAUUUUUACAAUUCAUCUCAUGCUUCAGGAACUACAAAGGACAACACAUCCAGAGCAUGCUUUUCUCUGUAUUAACCUGAAUUCAACUCUGUUCAAUUUGGGUUUAACAAAAUGUAACUCCCUGGUCUCCAAUGCAAGCCAUUAGAAAGGGAUAUGCUCUCUCUCUGUGUGUGUGUGUGUGUGUGUGUGUGUGUGUGUGUGUGUGUUUUGCUUAUUUAUAAAGUAUAAAUCACCAAAGAUUCUACCAAGUCAGGUUAUCAGUAGCAUCAUUUAUCAUGAAAGUUUUUUCAGCUAUGUAAAUGAGACCUAUAGGAUAUUUGAGAAUGUUUCCAUUUAAGGUAAUACUAAUGCAAAAUCAUUUCCAGAAUUUAUGACACUGGGGUUACUUUUAUAAAAAUGUUUUAGGAAAAAUCUUUUUAAAAAUUAUGUGAAUAUUUAGA